AUGCAAGCAGUGUGUCCUCAAGAUGGAUCACCAUUGCCCUUGGCUAGCUACCUGCUUUCUGCAACCUGGGUUUGGACAGAGAUUCUGGACCAGACUCAAUACAUUGAAUCAUUCGUCCCGGUCUCCAAUAUUCUACUGGCUCUCAUUUCUGGGAUAAUUGGCCUUGUCUUGUCGGCGUUCACGAUCUGGCAUAUUACCCUUGCGGCAAGGGGGUUGACUACGAUAGAAUGUCUAGAAAAGACUAGAUACCUCGCCCCUAUCCGCAGAUCAUUUGAUCGUUACCGGCAAGAAGGGGUUAGCCCUGCUCCUGGACAAAUGGAUCACAACCAUGGUCAUCAAUUCCUUGAUGCGCAUUCCAAUGCCCCCCCUGGCGUCAUACGAGCUGAUGAGGGCGAAGAAGUUCCCAGUCGACGAUCCGAUGAUCCGGAGCAGGGACAAACGUACGGAAAUCACAAUCAACCACUAUCACCCGCACAACGAUCACUUUAUCACUCCUACGAAGAACUUGAGAACGCUCGUGAAAGAGCGCGAUAUGACGAAUAUCUCGACGAGCAAGACGAAGAAAAUCUCCCACAUGCAUUUGACCUAGGUUGGCGCCGUAACCUGAGACAUCUCUUCGGCGAAAACCCUCUCUUCUGGGCGCUACCCGUAUGCAACACCACCGGCGAUGGCUGGCAUUGGGAAACAAGCUCCAACUGGCUUGAGAUAAAGCAAAGAAUAGAGAGCAGGAGAAUUCAACGGUUAAACCAUUAUCAGUCACAACAUCAGCGUCCGGCCACUGUCCCACCACCUCCACAGUAUGAAAACUGGCCAUCUUCUACCCAUACAACAUCUACAAACCAUAGCAAUGUCUCACGACGACUUGGUAAUGGCGACCCAUUUUCUGAUGGAACAACUAAUACGCAGCGGCCGGGAACCGGCCUCUCGAUGAAGACUCUGCAUUCCAUCUCUCCCCAUCCUCGCUCAGGGGAGGUUGUGUCAGAGAAUGAAAGCACGCCUGAUAAACAGCAGGGUGGCCGUAAUGUGCCUGGGCGUUCUACGGGCGAGGAUGAAUGGCGGCAUUGGGAUUGA
Molecule: messenger RNA, 1071 nt
Organism: Paracoccidioides brasiliensis Pb18
Product: palmitoyltransferase pfa3
Exons: 2
Coding region: 1-1071 (356 amino acids)
Source: RefSeq, a predicted model, not a curated record